Molecule: messenger RNA, 1203 nt
Organism: Chanos chanos (milkfish)
Lineage: Eukaryota; Metazoa; Chordata; Actinopteri; Gonorynchiformes; Chanidae
Gene: cd59a
Product: CD59 molecule (CD59 blood group) a
Exons: 4
Coding region: 108-461 (117 amino acids)
Source: RefSeq, a predicted model, not a curated record
AUUUAUAGUUGGCAAAGGCACAGCCAGCGUUUCAGUCUGUGUUUGGAGACCUGAAAUUGUGAAAGAGUGAUCGCGUUUUACUCACUGAGAACAAGUGAAGUGAAGACAUGAAAAAGUUCCUAGGAGUGUCUCUAGUGUGUCUUGCCCUCUGUGGGUUGGGCGCUGCCAUCCAAUGUUACAGCUGCAGUGAUUACACGGGCUCUUGUACAAAGACGGUUGAUUGCAGCCUUGACGAUGCGUGCUUGACCCUCAAAGAAAGAGGAGGAGACACGCACCGCAAAUGUGUCAAAUACUCAGAUUGCUCAUUCAAAACUAUGAGUAUACAGUUUCCACGUGUCCAACAAUUCACGUUUGAUUGUUGUACCACUGACCUGUGUAAUGCGGCUUCAUUCACUGCCGUCAGCAAGCCUGUUCUGGCUGUCCUGUCGUCUCUGGCUCUGCUCUGGUGCUGUUUGCUCUAACUGUCUGAUGGAAGUCAGCUGCUCGAACCGUCUGAAUUCUGUCGUUUAAUGUGACUAAUGCGUUUAAGAAUGAUGAGGGAAAUAUGGCAGGACUUAUAGCUCGUGUUUAAAAUUUAACAGCGUCAGUUUAUUUUGCACUAUUUUAUUUUACAUGUCAUUACUUUUUCUUUUUCUUUUUUUUUUUCUUUAAGAGUUUCAGAAAAAGCCUAGUUCUUUGCACUUUUGGAUGACAGUUUCUAUGAGCUUAAGAGUGAAACGUUUUAUAGUAAGCCAUGCUCGUAUGCAUUCACAAGCACAGUGAUUUGGGAAGACCUUCCAUUCUCCUGCUCGAGUAUUAAAGUAAUUAAGUUAUUGGUAACUGUAAAGAUUUUUGUAGUCAUGAAAUUUUGUGCGACCGCCAAAAAAUCUUAAAUGGACCACAAAAAAUUCAAGCAGUGAAUGUAAGUCAGCACCAUAAAAUGAACACAAGAUGUUCUUUUAUAAAAUGUUUCAUUAAACAACGGCUGUUUUCCUUGAAUGAAUUCUUGCCGUUUUUCACAACGCUGUCCCGCGUUUGAUACAGAGAUUUUUUGCUCUGGUAAUGAUUUCCAGAUCAGUUUCAUAAGCCUUUUGGUAUUUUCAAGCUGUGUCACAACUACUGUGUAUUAGAAUAUGCGCUGUCUCUUUAAACAGCUUAACUGUUUGUCGAUACAAUUGUUUAUAAUUGUUCGAAUUCUGGAAUAAAUUGUUGUGACGAUGUGAA